This is a messenger RNA of Pieris macdunnoughi, 675 nucleotides long. The record is from the annotation of a GenBank genome assembly. NCBI's taxonomy places the organism in Eukaryota, Metazoa, Arthropoda, Insecta, Lepidoptera, Pieridae.
AUGAUGUCUGCCAUAAAUGCAGCUCCUAUCACAGCGACUGACAGUUUGUCGCAGGCUUUAAAGGCUAAUAUAAUACCCAACCAGGAGUAUUUACUGCAGGGUUCAGUUCUUGAUUCAGCUGUUGAAGUGUUACUCCAUCGAUUAAGAGGUCUUUGUGACAAUGUUGAUGCUGGACCGGAAACAUUUGAUGAUCAAGAAGUUUGUUUUAGUUUGAGAGACCCAAAUCAACAGGCUGCUCCUCUUAUGUUGAGAGUUAGAAAGGCGUUGGAUGCAAGAGAUAUGCCUUAUCAACUACGAUACAUUGGUCAACCAGAUUUAGGAGACAAGAAUAGACCUACAGUUGUAAGAUCUAGCUUAGAUAUUGCCUGCAGUGGAAUGCUUAUAGAGUUUCUAAAUGAACUUGGCUGUAGAAUUGAAUUUGAAUAUAGUGUUAAAGGUUACAUGUUUAGAAAGGGAAGAAUGAAAAUCACAGUUGCUAAAGUGUUCAAGAUUUCACAAAGCUCAAUGCCACCAGAGCCAAUAUCUCAGAGUUAUUUAGUUGAAUUGUCUGUUUUGGCACCUCAAGGUCAAGAUGCUAUUGGAGAAGACAUGCGCGCAUUUGCCGACCAACUACGACCAUUAGUACAACUGGAUAAGAUUGAUUAUAAGAGAUUAGGUCACAUGACAGUAACAUAA